Molecule: messenger RNA, 1258 nt
Organism: Carya illinoinensis
Lineage: Eukaryota; Viridiplantae; Streptophyta; Magnoliopsida; Fagales; Juglandaceae
Product: ATP-dependent Clp protease proteolytic subunit 2, mitochondrial
Exons: 5
Coding region: 128-1258 (376 amino acids)
Biological process (GO): protein quality control for misfolded or incompletely synthesized proteins
Cellular component (GO): endopeptidase Clp complex
Molecular function (GO): ATP-dependent peptidase activity; serine-type endopeptidase activity; ATPase binding
Source: RefSeq, a predicted model, not a curated record
GUGCCUCUUGCCUGUCGAAGAUACUAAAAAACACAUCGGUAUUUACACAAGCAGACCUACUCCCUCUCCCUUCUUUCAGUUUCCUUGAAACUCGAAGAUCUACUCCGCUUCUCUUCUUACAACUACGAUGCGGAGCCUAAUUUCAAGAGCUAGACUCCUCGCCGCCACCUUAUCGGCCGGGGGAUCAGCAUCGACGUGGUUUCACCAGCCGGUGCGCAGGUACAGCCUCAUCCCCAUGGUGAUAGAGCACUCGUCGCGAGGCGAGCGCGCCUACGAUAUCUUCUCCCGCCUCCUCAAGGAGCGAAUCGUGUGCAUCAAUGGCCCCAUCUCCGACGACACCUCCCACGUCGUCGUUGCCCAGCUCCUCUUCCUCGAGUCCGAGAACCCCUCCAAACCUAUCCACAUGUACCUCAACUCCCCCGGCGGCGCCGUCACCGCAGGUCUUGCCAUUUAUGAUACCAUGCAGUACAUCCGGUCUCCAAUCAAUACAAUUUGUUUGGGCCAAGCUGCCUCGAUGGCAUCUCUUCUUUUAUCAGCAGGGACCAAGGGGGAAAGACGAUCUCUCCCGAAUGCAACAGUUAUGAUUCAUCAGCCUUCGGGAGGAUACAGUGGGCAGGCGAAGGAUAUGACAAUUCACACAAAGCAGAUUGUUCGGGUUUGGGAUUCGCUAAAUGCCCUGUAUUCAAAGCACACGGGGCAGUCGAUAGAGAUAAUUCAGAAGAAUAUGGAUAGAGAUUACUUUAUGACACCAGAUGAGGCCAAGGAGUUUGGGAUUAUUGAUGAGGUUAUUGAUGAAAGACCAAUGGCUUUGGUGACAGAUGCUGUUGGAAAUGAAGGAAAGGACAAAGGUUCAACCGCAGAGACUGUAUCGAGCAAAUGGAUUACCGAAGAUAAUUUGGUUAGGCAAGGAUCCUUGAGCUUGUAUAUUGGCCUCGAUGCACCCUUAUCUCAGGGAUUUGAUGUGUGCUACCGUUGCAAGGACAAAGCUGGGAAAAGGAAGGAGGAGGAGGAGGAGGAGGCGGUAAACAAGACGACGUUGGUUAUUCCAUUGGACGCAAUCGCCGGGGAUCUGAAGAAGACUGCUAGGGGGCUACAUAAGAAACUGUUCGGGAAUGAGAAUGGGAGUGGGAAGGGAGUGACAUCAUUUGAGAAAAAGAAUGAGGUGAAGGCGUUGACGAAGGUGAAAACCGUGAUAGAGCAUGAAGCUUGCAACCUUGGCGAGUAUCAUGAAAAUGGAAAGUGCUUGCUUGAGGAGUAA